Plodia interpunctella (Indianmeal moth) is the source of this 2827-nucleotide messenger RNA. RefSeq lists its product as uncharacterized. Lineage: Eukaryota; Metazoa; Arthropoda; Insecta; Lepidoptera; Pyralidae. The record is from RefSeq and is a predicted model, not a curated record. The transcript is spliced from 7 exons. Bases 151 to 1020 code for a protein of 289 amino acids.
UUCGUCGCGAGCAGACGUGUAGUAACCCCCCUCGGUUGCAACAACUUUCUAUUACGUCACUCGAGUGAAAUUCUCAUCGGUGAUAAUAAGUGUCCUCGAAGGGGUGUUUGCAUUGGUUGAGUGGGAUGUUGUAUCGAUGAUACUGGUGCGAUGGUGCGCGAAAUCAGGCGUGUGGCAUUCACGCACAUAUGCACCACAUUUCUGUGGUUGCUCACCUGUAUUAACGGUCUCCACGCCGUGAAAAUAGCAAGAUUAGUUGUACCAGAAAUAAUACAGUAUGGUGUACAGGACUCAGUUAUUUUAGACUGUGAUUAUACAUAUGGAAACGACACAAAAGGACUUGUAGUGAAAUGGUUUUUCAAAAACAAAGCGCGACCUGUCUACCAGUGGAUACCGUCGCAGAAACCUCAAGAUCUAGGUAUUCUUAGGGGUCGCGUCGACCUCACGUACAGAGCUUCUAAUGAUCCCCUGAAAAUGCAUAGGGCGUUAAGAAUUAUAAAACCGGACACAGAAAUAUCGGGCGAUUAUACAUGUGUAGUUUCAACUUUUAUGGAAGAGGACUCUAGGACUAAGCAGAUGAUUGUUUUUGUGCCGGAGACGCAUUUCCGGCUGAUGCAGAACAAGUCAGACGACGACACAGUAAACGUCAUCUGUGCGGCGGACGGCGCGUUCCCUGCACCCAACCUCACGAUAGCAACGCUUGAAAAGCGCCUGGACUCCACCACACAUGUCCGUAAGCUGGAGAACGGGAGGUUUUCAGUUUACGCGUCGGUGACCCUGAGGGACGCUGACCUGCCAAACCCAGCGGAAUUCAUAUGCACACUUAGGAUACCACAAGCGAAGUAUGCUGUUAGAAAAGAAACUUUAUAUUAUCCAGGUCCUAUCAGCACUACACCUGAGAUGCCAACAGCAGCUGAUAUGAAAUUAGCAGCGGCAGUAGGAGUAUCCAAAGGAGCAACUCUGUGUACUGCGCUGACGGCCAUUAUCCUGUCUGCGUUAGCGCCUUUACUUGUACUAUGAAUCACAUAGAAAACAUCGACAAUCGUAAAUAUCAGACAUGGAAAUUCCAAUUAAUGAUAUUCCUAGUCAUUACCAAAGUGACUUUACCAAAAACUAUACUUGGUACACAAUUUUACAAUCAGCAGAACUUUAGCUUAUCUAUGUAUGAAUUCAAUGUUAAUGGCUAAAUUUGCAUUUAAGUAGCUAACAAAUUGUACAGAAUAAAAAUAUGAAUUUUCAUAUUUUAAAAUAUUUUUCUUAAUAAUACCAAAUGAUAAGUGUAAUCGUGUAAAUAUUUUCUUAUGAAGAAACUGUAUAGUUAUGAUUUUUGAUGUAUAAUUAUAGAAAGGAUUUGGGCCUAAACAUGUGGAGGUGGAGACUUGGAUUGCAGAUAUUUUUGCUAAGUCUUUAAUAUCACAUUGAUGAUACAGUCUAGCUUUUUAAAUGCAAUGUUGGUAGUUUAUUAAAUGUAUAAAUAAACGUGGUAAUAAUCCAAUUAAUGAUAAUAUAUUAUUAUUUAAUACAAACAAAGUUACGAAUGAUCUUUUUAUUGAUAUGAUUUUGUUAUAAAGGACGAAAACUGUUGACUGUUUAAAAUAUAAUAAAAUCUUACUUAGCACAUUGUAACCAUAUCCUACCAAACCUGUAGUAGUGUUUUCUACCAUACGUAAUAUUUCUUUUGUACAUCUAUAAAUGUAACAAAUAAAUAUUUAAUAAUGACCACCGUAUUUAUUCUAAUUAAGUUCGUAUUUAAUGUAUAUUUAUUUUAAAAAUAUUAACAACAAUGACUACCAAAAUACUUGACAGGAAAAUUUGUUAAUUAAAUAUUUUGUUAAUGUUAAAGUUUUCAUUUUAACCUAAAGUUUAUACAAAUACGAUAUACGUAUGACCUGUACAAAUUCUAUGAAAAUAAUUUAAUCAUUUAUAAGGGAUGAUCCCAUAAUUUACAGGGUAUCGUGUUUAGUUAAUCAUAAUUUGAGUUUUAGUCAUGGUUCGAUAUGAAUUUUGGACAAUAUUGUAAAAUUUAAAAUGUUCUUGCCCUUAUUCGUAAGCUCAUUAUGACGUCAUCGUAAAGGCGAGUUCAGAUAUACUAUAUCUAUAUAUAAUGAUAUAUAAUCAUUAUGUGUUUUCUUCGACGAUUCAAUGUUACAUCAAUCAUUCUCUUUGUUACUUUUAAAGCCUGUUUUAUUUUUAUAAGACUGAAUUAAAUUAUUUUAAAAUGCUAUUUUAAAAUAAUCGACCUAGUUUACUUUAUAAAAACAAACCUUGCCUUCUUUUAGGAAUGCAAGUAGUAUUUUCAACGUAAUUUUUACCCUUGACUGAAUGUAUAUUCAAUUUUUAUAAAUAACUUUAUGUUAUUAAUUAUUAAAUAUGUUUUUUGUUUAAUUUAAUUAAUGCUAUUAAGUUCACUGCACCCUCUAAAACUCCUUUGUAAAUAGUGCAAUAAAAUGCUCAUUUGUCUUAGUGUUGUUAUGCUUACAAGUGUCAUUAAAUAUAAAAAAUAUUUUUUUUAUUUGUAGCUGUUACGUGUGUCUGGACUCGCCCUAAUUUUGGUAAAAUCGUCACAUCAAUGUUAAAAUGUAUAUGUAAAAUUUAGUCAUAAUCACAACGCUAUAUAGCAUGGUCAACAAUCUGUUCACAAAUAAGGGCUUACUGUAAAUAUUUGUAUGGAAUUUGUAUGAGCUAAUGUAAGUUAUGUAAGUUUUUAUUUGUGUAAGAAAACAUUUGCUGUAUAAUGCCGUUUAUGGAUAAGAUCCAGUCAAGACUUUAUUGUGAGAUUUCUUAAAAUAAUUAAAAGAAUCGUUGUGUAUGACUGUGUUUCAUUACA